AUGCCUGCUUAUCACUCAUCGUUCAACGAGGAUGGCGAUGUCCGACAGGUCGGGAACAUGGCCAUCUUGCCAAUCAGGACGAGAAUCCGUGGGCCAGCUCCAAUCGCCGAUCCUUCACAAGCAGACAUAAUUGACGAAACUCUUGACCUAUUCCGUGCCAAUUCUUUAUUUCGCAAUUUCGAGAUCAAGGGCCCCGCAGACCGCACCCUCAUCGUCCUUAUCCUUUUCAUAUCUGACUGCCUCGCGAAGCUAGGCAGUGCACGGACGGUCCCUACACAAAUUGAGGCUUCAAAAUCCCUCAAUACACUCUCCGUAGACAGCUUUCCCAUUCCAGGCGACGCUCAAUUCCCCCUGAAUGCCCAUUACGCUUCACCACCUAGUCGUGCCGAUGCUGACUAUUUACGCCAAUAUUUGACCCAAGUUCGCCAAGAGUUGGCAGCCCGUUUGAUUGAAAAGCUGUAUGCAGACGGAACUGGCAAACCUAGCAAGUGGUGGAUGUCAUUCCAAAAACGACGCUUCAUGAACAGAAGUCUUGGGACUUGACCAUGUAUCAUACUCACCAUGAAUUGUAUAAUAUCCUCCUGCAUAAAAGGUGUCCAAGCUCAUUUAUUUCUCCUUU
Molecule: messenger RNA, 619 nt
Organism: Laccaria bicolor S238N-H82
Lineage: Eukaryota; Fungi; Basidiomycota; Agaricomycetes; Agaricales; Hydnangiaceae
Product: actin-related protein ARPC3
Exons: 4
Coding region: 1-543 (180 amino acids)
Biological process (GO): Arp2/3 complex-mediated actin nucleation; regulation of actin filament polymerization
Cellular component (GO): Arp2/3 protein complex; cytoskeleton
Molecular function (GO): actin filament binding
Source: RefSeq, a predicted model, not a curated record